Molecule: messenger RNA, 2283 nt
Organism: Komagataella phaffii GS115
Lineage: Eukaryota; Fungi; Ascomycota; Pichiomycetes; Pichiales; Pichiaceae
Product: Vacuolar protein sorting-associated protein 70
Exons: 1
Coding region: 1-2283 (760 amino acids)
Molecular function (GO): carboxypeptidase activity
Source: RefSeq, a predicted model, not a curated record
AUGUCAAGUGACAGUAACUCAGAAUCAGAUUGUUUAACCUUGGAUAAUCCAAAUCCUUCAUAUGGUUCCGUACUUCGUCGCCUUAGUAAUGCUAGUACGAAGAGUGUUUGGUCUAAAAUAGAACGGGGAAGGAGGCUGCAACAGAGGAUGCGAUUCUGGCACUAUUGUCUCUUUGGAGCAUUUGUAAUAAUUGUUUUCAACCUGAUUUUUUUGCCCCGGACCUCGCUAAGUAGGGACCUGAGACGAUUGCAUGGUGAUGGACUAACCGACUCAGAUCUGAAGAGGAUAUACCUAAACGAACUAGCAAGUCCAGACUCUUUGGAAUGGUUAUACGAGGAGGAUCUAACGCGCAACAUGAGGGAGAAAUUUGAAGAGUAUGGGCUGAAAACAUCACUAAGUGAAUACUAUGUUACUUUAAAUGAGCCAAAAAAAGUAUCCGUUAGUUUGAUUCUCGAUCAAAAUGUCGUAUACACACCCGAGCUUGAAGGUGAUGAGGGUAGGGUUGCAUUCCAUGCCUUUUCUGCCAAUGGAACGGCUACCGGUCCCUUGGUAUUUGCAAACCAUGGUACUUUUGAAGACUUUGAAACUUUGAGAGGCGAGCUAGAGGAAGCCCUAAAAGGAUCGGUAGUCUUGAUUAAAUACUCUGACCUUAUCCUUCCCUCGUUGCAAGUGGAAAUUGCUGAAAAGUUUGGUGUUGCUGGGGUGUUACUUUUUAACGACCCUGCUGAUGAUCACAUUGACGGAAAACCAUUUCCCAGUGGCCCCGCUAGGAAUCCACAAUCUACACAAAGAGAUACUGUAAAUAAUAUUGCUAAUUCACCAGGCGACCCAGCAACUCCAGGAUGGGCUAGUAAGAAACAUUCUAGAAAAUUAGGCAAUCAACAAAUACCUUCAGUUCCUUCCAUCCCCAUAAGUUUUGAAGCAGCAAAGCCCAUGCUGGAUACUUUGAAUGGUAAGAAAAUCACAAAGUUUCCAUAUCCGUUGAACUCCACUAAGCACACCGUAGUGCUAGAAAACAUUCAAGAAUACAAACCUAAGAUCAUCACGAAUGUUGUUGGUACAAUUCCAGGUAUCCUUGGAACAGAAGAGAUUAUAGUUGGAUCUCAUAGAGACUCGUGGACUAAAUUUGGAGAGGGCGAUCCUAUCAGUGGCACAAAGACCAUGCUUUCGAUGAUCCAGGGAUUCAGUAAGUUGCUGGAUCUUGGAUAUAAGCCACUGCGGAAUAUAAAGUUUGUAUCCUGGGAUGCGUCCAAGUAUGGCCUAAUUGGAUCUACUGAAUACGCAGAAGAUCAUCAGAGGUACAUCAGGAAAAACACAUUAUGUUAUUUCAACCUAGAUACUGCCAUAAGUGGGUCAACCUUUUAUGUUGGUAGCCACCCAAUGUUAAAGAAUUUAGUGAUCGACGCUUCGAGAACAGUUUUAUCCCCCAGUUCAAUUAAAGAAGAAGACUAUUUGUAUGACUAUUGGUUAAAACAGGAUAACCUUACCGUGGAAACGUUGGGCUCGGGUGGUGAUUUUAGUGUUUUUCAGAACCAUUUGGGAGUUCCUUCAGUCCAAAUUGGAUUCGUCAAUGGGCCCGGGGAUGCGGUCUUCCAUAAACAUUCAUCCUUUGACAAUAAAGUGUGGAUGGAAAAAUACGGUGAUCCUGAAGGAAAAAAGCUUGAUACCAUUUCAAAAUUCAUUGGAAUGCUAACGUUGAUGUUAAGUGAAAGCGAGGUGGCACACUUUAAUGUUGACACUUACAGUACCCUCACUACAGACCUUUACAAUAACUUAAUCAACUGCAAAACAAUUAAUAAGUGGAAAAAUUACUACAUUUUAGAGCAAGAGCACCCUGUUUGCAAAAAGGUAUGGAAACAACUGAAUUCGGGGCAGGUUUCAGGAAUCAAGUUUGUUCAUUUAUUGGAUUUGGUCAAGUCCAAUUUCUUGAAAUGGAAUUCUGCAUCUCUCAUCUUUCACAAAUAUAUGAAAGAUCUUCAGGAAGAAAUCGUUGAGGACUAUCCAUGGUUCAAGUAUUACAAAAAAAUCAAAAUUGCCGUUCAAAUAAAACUGGCAAAUUUAAAAUUGGUUAGUUUAGAUAACCACAUGUUAAUAGACGAGGGGCUACCAAAAAGGCCUUGGAUGAAGCAUACCAUCCUAGGUUCAGAUAGACUCACUGGCCAAGCCAUUCUUUUUCCUGGCCUCAGUGAAGCAAUAGAUGAGGUCAAUUAUGAAGAGACCGUCAAAUGGCUCAUGAUCUUAUCCGAUAAGCUGGAGUCCAUCACUAGUGCUCUCUCUCGCUAA